AUGCCGGAGCGUGUAUCUGUGAAUCAGGAGGUGUACUACUUCGACCCCAAGAGUGGGUGGCUGCGUGGUACCGUGAAGCAGGUAGAUGACGGCAAGGUGUUGAUAGUGGACAAUGCCUCCCAUGCAGCUGUCACGGUGGCUGCAGAGAAUGUCCACGGCUACAUCUCAGAGAGCUACGAUCCGGAGGACGCGGAGCUCUUCCACGUGAGCGAUUUGCACGUGGCUACUCUUUUGCACUGCGUCAAGGACCGCUUCGAGCAGCUGCAGCAGCAGUACUCACUCAUGGGCGAGAUGGUGCUCUCCGUCAACCCGUUCCGGCGGAUGCCUUUCAACAGCGAAGAGGAGCGCAAGAAAUACCUGGCGCUGCCAGACCCCCGUAUGCUCCCCCCGCACAUCUGGCAGGUGGCACACAAGGCCUUCAACGCGGUCUUUGUUCAGGGGCGGGGCAACCAGUCCAUCGUCAUCUCUGGCGAGUCCGGCUCUGGAAAAACUGAGAACGCCAAGAUGCUCAUCGCGUACCUCGGUCAACUGAGCUACAUGCACAGCAAAAACACCUCGCAGCGCAGUAUCGCGGACAGGAUCGACGAGAACCUGACCUGGAGCAACCCCGCCAUGGAGUCGUUUGGCAACGCACGCACAGUGCGCAACGACAACUCUUCGCGCUUUGGCAAGUACAUCAAACUCUACCUUGACCCUGCCUCCGGCAUCGUGAUGGGAGGCCAGACUGUCACCUACUUACUGGAGAAAAGCCGCAUCAUCAUGCAGUCUCCUGGUGAGCGCAACUACCACAUUUUCUACGAAAUGUUGGCGGGGCUGUCGCCGGAGGAGAAGCAGAAGCUUGGCGGGCUCAAGACUGCUCAGGACUACAAGUGCCUGAACGGCGGUGGCACCUUCAUCCGCCGUGGCGUGGAUGGCAAGCCGCUCGAUGACGCGCACGAGUUUCAGACGGUUUGCCGCGCGCUCUCCAUGAUCGGUGUGUCGCUGGAGACCCAGAACUGCAUGUUCCGUGUGCUGGCGGCCAUUCUGCACCUGAUGGAGGUAGAGUUCGAAGCGGACAACAAUGACAAGGCGCAGAUUGCAAACGAGGAGACGCUCGCGACAGGCAGCAGGCUGCUCUGCUUGGACGAGGCCAAGGUUCGCGAGUGUUUCCUCGUGAAGAGCAAGACGUCACUUGUCACCAUCCUCGCCUCCAAGACGGAGGCCGAGGGCCUGCGCAACGCCUUCUGUAAGGGACUGUACGUCGGCAUGUUUGACCGACUCGUCGAGUUUGUGAACGCCGCCAUUCAUCCCCAAGGGGACUGCAGCAACUGCAAGUAUGUCGGAUUGCUCGACAUUUUCGGUUUCGAGAACUUCACGCGCAACAGCUUCGAGCAGAUGUGUAUCAACUACGCGAACGAGUCCCUGCAGAAUCACUACAACAAGUAUACGUUCAUCAGCGACGAAGAGGAGUGCCGGCGUGAGGGCAUAGAGACCCUGAAGAUCGAGUUCCCAGACAACUCCGACUGCGUUCAAAUGUUGGAUGCAAAACGCACGGGCAUCUUCUCGAUGCUGGACGAGGAGUGCAAUUUCAAAGGUGGCAGCACAGACCGCUUCACCACGAACGUGUGGCAGCAGUGGAAUGGCAAGAGUCCGUACUUUGUGAGACCGAAAAGCACCAUUCCGAACCAGUUCGGUGUAAAUCACUACGCCUCCUUUGUCAACUACGACACAACGGAGUGGCUGGAGAAGAACACGGACGCGCUCAAGGAGGACAUGCGCGAGUGCGUGCAGGAGUCCACCGACGAGUUCAUCCAGACCCUUCUCUCGACGGAGAGGUGUGAGGCACACCGCAAACAGACCGUUGCUAUCCGCUUCCAGCGCCAGCUCACAGACCUACGCACCGAGCUGGAGUCUACCGAGACACAAUUCAUCCGCUGCAUCAAGUCAAACAUGGUAGCAGACCCCUCGUUCCUUGAAAACCUGCUUGUCGGCUCGCAGCUCGAGUCCGCUGGUGUGCUGCAGACCAUCGCCCUCAAGCGCCAGGGCUACCCAGUGCGCCGCCCGCUAGCGCAGUUUUGCAGGUACUUCUACCUCAUCAUGCCCCCUUCCACUGUCUCACUUUUCAAACAGGAGCGCUACAGCGACGCGUGCGGGGACUUUUUACAGCGGUACCAGCGUCUGUACAACUGGACGGUCCCUAACUACGCCGUCGGCAAGACGAAGGUGUUCCUUCGGGCUGAGGUGUGGGCCGCACUGGAGCGGCUGGUGCUGCGUCGCCGCGCGCAGCUCCUGCACCGCUGCAAGCCCUACCUGCACCGCUGGGUUGAAGAGAUCCGCGAGCGCAGGCGCAUCGAGGAGCAGAAGCGGCUGGAGGCACUGCGCAAGCUGCGCGAGGCGCGGGAGGCGAAGGCCGCCACGGCCAUUAACGGUGUGCCGGCAGAGAAGGUGCAGUGGGUUGAGGAGGUGUCGAACAUGUUUCCAGACUUCGACAUGGACACGCUGAUGGAUGUGGCAGUAGAGGCGGACACACGCGAGGAGGUUCUCGGAGCUAUCCUUGCCAUCCAGGCGGACCGUGUUGACAAGCAAUCGGCAUCUGGGUUUAUCGACGUGGUGACGGCUGCGAACGUGAGUCAUGAUCUCAUCAACGGCUUUAUCUCGGCUGACAUCAAGACAGUGUCAGCGCUGUCGAAGCUGCAGCCGGAGGAGUUGAAGAGCCUCGGUGCCAGCGAAAUAGAGGUGGUGGCGAUCACCAAGAAGCUGAUUCACCAGCAGGGUCAGCGCGUCAAGUACAGCCGUCUCGCCGAGUCCAUCGGCAGGACCGGCGAGGAUGCCGCCGCUGAUGACAUUAAGCGUGCCGAGACUGCCCGCCACCGGGACGACUUUGAUACCAAGGUGCAGGUGCUUGCCAGCAUGGGAUUUGAUGAGUCCAUCAGCCGUCUUGUGUUGGCGCACUACAAUGGCGAUGUGCAUCGAACGGCGGCGCGUCUGCUUUAUGGUGUGGACAGCCGCAAGAUGAAGAACAACGCGCGCAAGCAUAAGGAUUUCAACACGACAAACGUUGGUGUGCAGCAGCUCAUCUCUCUCGGUGCCACAAAGCAUGACGCAAAGAUGGCGCUACGUCGCAGCAAUGGAGACACGAACGGCGCUGCUACGAUGUUGUUCAAGACGCGCUAA
Leishmania braziliensis MHOM/BR/75/M2904 is the source of this 3153-nucleotide messenger RNA. Its product is annotated as myosin XXI. Gene Ontology annotation, biological process: vesicle transport along actin filament; actin filament organization. The record is from RefSeq and is a predicted model, not a curated record. Lineage: Eukaryota; Euglenozoa; Kinetoplastea; Trypanosomatida; Trypanosomatidae. Bases 1 to 3153 code for a protein of 1050 amino acids. Gene Ontology annotation, cellular component: cytoplasm; actin cytoskeleton; myosin complex. Gene Ontology annotation, molecular function: ATP binding; actin filament binding; microfilament motor activity. The transcript has a single exon.